Molecule: messenger RNA, 1539 nt
Organism: Lepus europaeus (European hare)
Lineage: Eukaryota; Metazoa; Chordata; Mammalia; Lagomorpha; Leporidae
Product: keratin, type II cytoskeletal 72-like
Exons: 9
Coding region: 1-1539 (512 amino acids)
Biological process (GO): keratinization; intermediate filament organization
Cellular component (GO): keratin filament
Molecular function (GO): structural constituent of skin epidermis
Source: RefSeq, a predicted model, not a curated record
AUGAGCCGCCAGCUGUCCCUGUAUUCCGGCGGGGAGCGCCCGGGCUUCAGCGGCUCCUCCGCCGUCGUCUCGGGCCGGCUCAGUAGCAGCUCCACCUCGUUCCGGGCCGGGGUCAAGGGCACGGCGGCCUUUGGCAGCAGGAGCCUGUUCUGCGUCGGGGGCGGCAGGCGCCUGGCGCUCAGCGCAGCGGCCGGGGCCGGACGGAGUGGCGGCCGCCUGGGCGGCUUCGUGGGCACAGUCUUCGGGAGCGCCGGGCUGGGACCUGCGUGCCCAUCCGUAUGCCCGCCCGGGGGCAUCCCUCAGGUUAUCGUCAACAAGAGCCUGCUGGCGCCCCUCAACCUGGAGCUGGACCCUGAGAUCCAGCGGGUGCGCGCCCAGGAGCGGGAGCAGAUCAAGGCCCUGAACAACAAGUUCGCCUCCUUCAUCGACAAGGUGCGCUUCCUGGAGCAGCAGAACCAGGUGCUGGAGACCAAGUGGAACCUGCUGCAGCAGCUGGACCUGAACAUCUCCCGGAGGAACCUGGAGCCCAUCUAUGAGGGCCGCAUCAGCACCAUGCAGAAGCAGCUGGAGAUGCUGUCGGGCGACCGGGUGAGGCUGGACUCGGAGCUGCGCAACAUGCGCGACGUGGUGGAGGACUACAAGAAGCGGUACGAAGUGGAGAUUAACAAGCGCACGGCCGCAGAGAACGAGUUUGUGGUGCUCAAGAAGGACGUGGACGCCGCCUACAUGAACAAGGUGGAGCUCCAGGCCAAGGUGGACGCCAUGACGGAUGAGCUCAAGUACUUGAAGCGUCUCUAUGAAGGGGAGAUCGCCCAGAUGCAGUCCCACAUCAGCGACACGUCCGUGGUGCUGUCCAUGGACAACAACCGGGACCUGGACCUGGACAGCAUCAUCGAUGACAUCCGUGUCCAGUACGAGGACAUCGCCCAGAGGAGCAAGGCUGAGGCCGAGGCGCUGUACCAGACCAAGAUCCAGGAGCUGCAGGCCACGGCGGGCCAGCACGGCGAUGACCUGAAGCUCACCAAGGCCGAGAUCUCGGAGCUCAGCCGGCUGAUUCAGAGGAUCCGCUCGGAGAUAGGGAACGUGAAGAAGCAGUGCGGCAACCUGGAGACAUCCAUGGCGGAUGCCGAGCAGCGAGGCGACUGCGCCCUCAAGGAUGCCCGGGCCAAGCUGGACGAGCUGGAGGGAGCCCUGCAGCAGGCCAAGGAGGAGCUGGCCCGGAUGCUGCGUGAGCACCAGGAGCUCAUGAGCGUGAAGCUGGCGCUGGACAUGGAGAUCGCCACCUACCGCAAGCUGCUGGAGGGCGAGGAGAGCAGGAUGUCUGGUGAAUAUCCCAAUUCCGUGAGCAUCUCUGUCGUCAGCAGCACCAGCGCGGGAGCAGGUGCAGGCUUUGGCAUGGGCUUCGGCACCUCCAGCACAUACAGCUACAAGCCUGUGGUGACCGACAUUAAGACCAAGGGGAGCUGUGGCAGCGAGCUCAAGGACUCCCUCGCCAAAACCUCUGGCAGCAGCGGUGUGACCAAAAAGGCCCCCAGAUGA